AUGAUUGGUUGUGUACCUCCAGCAGGCUACAUAAAAACCCAUGAUGGACGAACUAUACCUCCACGUGUUGUAAAUAAAGGCAUCAACAGUAACUGGAUAACUUCACAGAAUGUGGAAAAGGGUGAAAUUCUUUGGAGUGAAAACUUAUUUGUUUUUUGUGGAGGAGUUUCCGAAGAUAAUUUAUCGGUCUUAACAGAAAAUGUGGAGUGGAAUCAGUUAGCUUCAGCGGUGUGGAAUGCUAUGGUAUCGAAAGGUGGCGAGCGAGUUACUUUCUGGGCGAUGGGAUUUAAUGCACUCGCUCGUGUGCUUCUCGUUGCGAGUAACUCUCCAAAUAGUAUUGGUUCUUUUUUUAUCGAGUCGCGCUCUGUUUCUCCACAGAGAGAUUAUAUACCAGUUUCACUGGCAACAUUACUAGUAAAAGGUAUGGAAAAACUAAAGGGUGUUUCUCCAUUCCCUCCAGUAGUGGCCACUUGGCUUCUCAUGACUUUACAAGAGAGAAUAUUUCCUCUUUCAAAGGAUUCUUCCUCUGAAAUGAAGGUUAAGUUAAAUGGUUUUCUUUUUCUUUCAAGGAAAGCUGCAAUAGUUCCUAUAGAAAAGGCAGCCAAUGCAAAGCUUUCUGUAUCGAAAAUUACGCAAACAGGUGAUGUGAUACUACAUUGUGUUGCCACCAAAACAAUUGCAGAGGGGGCACAAGUGCGACUGCACAUGGGCCGAAGUAUUGCUGAGUCGAUGGAUAUACCGAAUAACUGGAAGGACGCAUGGAAUAAUUAUUGUUCUCUUAUGGAAAAGCGUCUGUUACUUGGCAUACACUAA
This is a messenger RNA of Trypanosoma theileri, 813 nucleotides long. RefSeq lists its product as uncharacterized. The record is from RefSeq and is a predicted model, not a curated record. The transcript has a single exon. Bases 1 to 813 code for a protein of 270 amino acids. NCBI's taxonomy places the organism in Eukaryota, Euglenozoa, Kinetoplastea, Trypanosomatida, Trypanosomatidae.